Messenger RNA from Dracunculus medinensis (Guinea worm), 210 nucleotides. The record is from the annotation of a GenBank genome assembly. NCBI's taxonomy places the organism in Eukaryota, Metazoa, Nematoda, Chromadorea, Rhabditida, Dracunculidae.
AUGAUCGGCGGCAGCGAUGAUCAACUUGCCCUUAGUCGAUAUCGUACCAAUAAUGGUACGUCUGAUUCGCUUGAUAUAAUGUUUCAGCAGAGUUCGAGUGCUAUUUUUCCUCCAUUAAAUGAUGAUUUCGAAGAGUUUUUCGAUGAAUCUGCUAAUGCCAUUGAAGUGGCUCUGUUUCGAACCAUUAAUGCCUUAGGUGUUCUUGAUUAG